Molecule: messenger RNA, 359 nt
Organism: Spirometra erinaceieuropaei
Lineage: Eukaryota; Metazoa; Platyhelminthes; Cestoda; Diphyllobothriidea; Diphyllobothriidae
Source: the annotation of a GenBank genome assembly
AUGGCUAGAGCACAAUAUGAUGAUCCUCGUCUCCGUCAGAUACCGGGUCUCACCUUCCCCAUUCUCAAUGGACAGAAGUAUGUCUGCGAUGGGAGUCGCUGCGUACGACUUCCGACAAAAUAUGAGAGUACGUUUGUGUGUCUACGCCUCACUUUGCACGCUUUAUUCCGAUCUUGACAUAACGGGGUUUAAUAAAAGCAUUGGUGUGUGCAAUUCAACUCCCUACAUGAAUUUGCUUGUGUUGAAUAAAGCCACUAUCUUUGCAUGUUAUCUUUCCAUUUGCAGUGUACAUGGCUAAGGAGAGAGCGGCCUCCAAAUCUGGACGCAUCCGACGAACAAAUUGGGAGGAAGAAAUGUAA